Messenger RNA from Drosophila busckii, 976 nucleotides. RefSeq lists its product as uncharacterized. Gene Ontology annotation, cellular component: endoplasmic reticulum membrane. The coding region runs from base 33 to 806 and encodes 257 amino acids. Gene Ontology annotation, biological process: GPI anchor biosynthetic process. NCBI's taxonomy places the organism in Eukaryota, Metazoa, Arthropoda, Insecta, Diptera, Drosophilidae. The transcript has 4 exons. The record is from RefSeq and is a predicted model, not a curated record.
UUUAAGUUGUGUUUCUAACCAGCUUUAAAAACAUGUAUGGUAAAUUAAACUAUACAAAUGUGAUAUUAGUCUUCAUAAUUAUGAUACGUAUAAAAGGGGCGUUGUCUCAAUCCUUGCCGUUGGUGCAUAUAGAAAUGGACGAAGCCGGCAUGCACAGAAAGCUAAUGUAUACGCUUCAGUUUGAUUAUCCACCGGCAAGCAUGAAUUGUGAGUUUAUUUUGUCACAACCGCUACCAGCUGGUGUCUACAUUAGCACCGAUGAACUACAGGAGCUGGAACGCCUAAAAAAACUAAGUGCAGUGUACCCCAAGUUCGUCGACAUUGAAAUCAUAACCGAGAAUGCUAAGCCAUUCAACGUGUUAUUGCGUGGCGCACCAAAGAUAACGGAGACCUUAGUACUACCCAUACAUUUUCGCUAUCAUGCUGCAAGUGAUAAGCGCUCCUUUAAUACUGUAUCAAUUGGCUUGCCUGAGCUUUUUAUAAACUGUCCGCUUCUUGAAUUGGAGCAGCACAAAUCAGAUCAGCUAUACUGCUUGAAUGAAUCACAAAGUAGUUUUGAGGAGAAGCAGACAAGUCUAGAGGCAAACGGCGAAUGCAAUUGGCAGCACAUAGACUUGGACAUUCAGCUAUUAAAGCCGCUGCGUGCCGAGAUACCUGUAGGCAAUGCCAAAGCUUAUCCAUUCAUAUUAUAUGCCACUAUAUUACUAAGCUGGGCGAUGUCUAUUUGGACUGUGCUGCGUACGCAAUCUGUGCCUAAGCGGCUUAAUCAGCAGCUUAACGAACAACGUAAUCUGAAGUCUAAUUAAAAAGAUUGUAAAUCUAUAAAGAAGAGACUAUUCAAAUUUGCUACAUUUCCUUAAAAUAACUUAAAUUAAGUCGCAGUGUUUCAUAUCAAGGUGCGUACAGACGAAGAUAGACUAGUUACCAGCUUAAUAAAUUCCAAACUUUACAACGACAUAAGCGUAGUUAUAAUUAU